GCAAUUUCGUACCUUCUUGUGGGAUGCUGCAAUGACGAACUUACUCAUAGGUACAAGGGCAAGACUGUUAUGACUGAGGAUGAACGUUAUGAGUCUCUUAGACAUUGCAGGUGGGUUGAUGAAGUUAUUCCAGAUGCUCCUUGGGUGAUCACUAAGGAGUUCCUAGACAAGCACAAGAUUGAUUUCGUAGCUCAUGAUUCUCUCCCAUAUGCUGAUGUCAGUGGAGCUGGAAAGGAUGUUUAUGAAUUUGUCAAAUCAGUCGGAAAAUUUAAGGAGACGAAGCGCACAGAUGGUAUCUCUACAUCUGACAUUAUAAUGAGGAUGCUAAAAGAUUACAAUCAGUAUGUGAUGCGGAACUUGGCUCGUGGUUACACUAGGGAGGAACUUGGAGUCAGCUAUGUGAAGGAAAAGAGGUUGAGAGUAAACAUGGGUUUGGAAAAGUUGCUUGAAAAAAUGAGGCAGCAGCAGGAAAAAGUAGGAGAGAAGGUAGCUGUUGUUUAUUCAUAUAUAAUUCUAUCAAACCUCUUUGUCAAAUUUCCUGCUUAUUCCAUCUCCAUUUGA
Messenger RNA from Phalaenopsis equestris, 561 nucleotides. Its product is annotated as choline-phosphate cytidylyltransferase 1-like. NCBI's taxonomy places the organism in Eukaryota, Viridiplantae, Streptophyta, Magnoliopsida, Asparagales, Orchidaceae. Gene Ontology annotation, biological process: CDP-choline pathway. The record is from RefSeq and is a predicted model, not a curated record. The transcript is spliced from 6 exons. Gene Ontology annotation, molecular function: phosphatidylcholine binding; choline-phosphate cytidylyltransferase activity. The annotation marks the transcript as partial.